Molecule: messenger RNA, 647 nt
Organism: Macadamia integrifolia
Lineage: Eukaryota; Viridiplantae; Streptophyta; Magnoliopsida; Proteales; Proteaceae
Exons: 4
Coding region: 15-647 (210 amino acids)
Source: RefSeq, a predicted model, not a curated record
AUUUAUGCCUACUAAUGAGACAUCGUGGUUGGUUACAAGACAGUCGCAAAAUUAGGGUAGAUGAGCAAUUGGCAAUGUUCAUGUUCAGAAUAACAGGUGUAGGUCCUACUAAUAGAGCAGUUGAGGAGAGAUUCCAACAUUCAGGACAGACUGUCAGCUAUUACUUUGGCAAAGUAUUGCAAGGGGUGCUUAAGCUUUCUAAGGAGUAUAUCAAAGCCCCAUCGUUUGAUGAGAUUCCUAUGGAAAUAAUUGCAAACAACAAAUGGUGGCCAUAUUUUAAGGAUUGCAUUGGUGCCAUAGAUGGUACACAUGUUACGGCUAUAGUUCCCAAGGGAAAACAGAUCCCAUAUCGAGGACGGAAGGGGAUAACAACCCAAAAUGUGAUGUGUGCCUGCUCGUUUGACAUGAAAUUCACUUUUGUAUAUGCGGGUUGGGAAGGCAGUGCAAAUGAUUGUCGUGUAUUCAAUAGAGCCCUAGAGGAUCCUACUUUACGAUUUCCUCAUCCUCCCCAAGGGAAGUAUUACGUUGUAGACUCAGGAUAUGCGAGUAAGAAUGGAUACUUGACACCAUUUAAAGGAGAGAGAUAUCAUAUACCAGAUUAUAAUGGAGGCAGAAGACAACCCAGAAUUACCAAAGUUAUAUUGUGA